Messenger RNA from Xiphias gladius (swordfish), 3564 nucleotides. RefSeq names its product VPS35 retromer complex component (gene vps35). The transcript is spliced from 17 exons. Bases 266 to 2575 code for a protein of 769 amino acids. The record is from RefSeq and is a predicted model, not a curated record. Gene Ontology annotation, cellular component: retromer, cargo-selective complex; retromer complex; late endosome. Gene Ontology annotation, biological process: retrograde transport, endosome to Golgi; intracellular protein transport. Lineage: Eukaryota; Metazoa; Chordata; Actinopteri; Istiophoriformes; Xiphiidae.
UUUCCUUCGGAUACCCGCCUGCGGUCCGUUUCGGUCGGUGGAACAACUAAUCUUAAGUGUCUAAAAAUGAUCUAAAUUUAGACUUGUGUGUGUGAGUGGCACUAUGGCCUAACGUCAGACAGCGGCUAGCAAGGCUAACAAGCUACCAACUGACUGCAAGGGUGUUGCUAGGGUGUUUCACCCAACCACACAGCAGUCUCCCCAGGAUGAACAGGAGAAGCUUCUGGAUGAAGCUGUGCAGGCUGUCAAGGUCCAGUCUUUCCAGAUGAAGCGAUGCCUGGACAAGAACAAGCUGAUGGAUGCUCUGAAGCAUGCCUCUAACAUGCUGGGUGAGCUGAGGACCUCCAUGCUUUCUCCAAAGAGCUACUAUGAGCUCUAUAUGGCCAUCUCUGACGAACUCCACUACCUAGAGGUUUAUCUGACGGAUGAGUUUGCCAAGGGACGCAAGGUAGCAGAUCUCUAUGAGCUGGUCCAGUAUGCAGGGAACAUCAUCCCCAGACUCUAUCUGUUAAUCACAGUGGGUGUGGUGUACGUUCGCUCCUUCCCCCAGUCUCGUAAGGACAUUCUGAAGGACCUGGUCGAAAUGUGUCGUGGUGUCCAACACCCACUCAGGGGCCUCUUCCUCAGAAACUACCUGUUGCAAUGCACCCGCAACAUACUGCCAGAUGAUGGGGAGCAGUCUGAGGGGUCAGAGGAGAUGACCGGUGAUAUCAAUGACUCCAUCGACUUUGUCCUGCUGAACUUUGCGGAAAUGAACAAGUUAUGGGUUCGAAUGCAGCAUCAGGGUCACAGCCGAGACAGAGAGAAGAGAGAAAAGGAACGACAAGAACUUAGGAUUCUGGUGGGCACCAACCUAGUUCGCCUCAGCCAACUGGAGGGUGUCAACGUGGACAAGUACAAACAGAUUGUUCUUCCUGGAGUGCUGGAACAAGUUGUGAACUGCAGAGACUCGCUGGCUCAGGAGUAUCUAAUGGAGUGCAUCAUUCAGGUUUUCCCAGAUGAGUUCCACCUUCAGACCCUGAACCCUUUCCUGCGUUCCUGUGCUGAGCUUCAUCAACACGUCAAUGUCAAGAACAUCAUCAUUGCCCUCAUUGACAGACUUGCUCUGUUUGCUCAUCGAGAAGAUGGCCCUGGCAUUCCAGCUGAGAUCAAACUGUUUGACAUCUUCUCUCAACAAGUGGCAACUGUCAUUCAGUCUCGCCAGGACAUGCCAUCAGAGGACGUGGUCUCUCUCCAGGUCUCCCUCAUCAAUUUGGCAAUGAAAUGCUAUCCUGAACGUGUUGACUAUGUAGAUAAGGUCCUGGAGAGCACUGUAGAGAUAUUCAACAAGCUCAACUUGGAACACAUAGCGACCAGCAGCGCAGUGUCAAAGGAACUUACCCGACUGUUGAAGAUCCCGGUGGACACCUACAACAACAUCCUGACAGUGCUACAGCUCAAGCACUUCCCACCACUCUUCGAGUACUUUGACUAUGAGUCACGCAAGAGCAUGAGUUGCUAUGUGCUGAGCAACACGCUGGACUACAACACCACCAUUGUGGCACAGGAACAGGUGGAUGCCAUCUUGAAUUUGGUAUCCACACUGAUACAAGACCAACCAGACCAGCCAGCUGAUGAUCCUGACCCUGAGGACUUUGCUGAGGAGCAGAGCCUUGUGGGUCGUUUCAUCCAUCUGCUCCACUCUGAAGAUCCUGAUCAACAGUACCUUAUUCUGAACACAGCUCGGAAACACUUUGGUGCGGGUGGAAACCAAAGGAUUCGCUACACACUCCCUCCUCUGGUGUUUGCUGCCUACCAGCUGGCCUUCAGAUACAAGGAAAACUCCUCAUUGGAUGACAAGUGGGAAAAGAAGUGUCAGAAGAUCUUUUCCUUCGCCCACCAGACCAUCAGUGCACUUAUUAAGGCUGAGCUUGCUGAGCUGCCUCUUCGACUCUUCCUGCAGGGGGCACUGGCUGCAGGCGAGAUUGGCUUUGAGAACCAUGAGACUGUAGCAUAUGAGUUCAUGUCACAGGCCUUUUCUCUGUAUGAGGAUGAGAUAAGUGACUCCAAAGCCCAGUUGGCAGCCAUCACGCUGAUCAUUGGUACCUUUGAGCGAAUGCGUUGUUUCAGCGAGGAAAACCACGAGCCGCUGAGGACUCAGUGUGCACUGGCUGCCUCCAAGCUGCUGAAGAAGCCUGACCAGUGCCGAGCCGUCAGCAUCUGCGCCCAUCUCUUUUGGUCAGGUCGCAGCACUGACAAAAAUGGUGAAGAGAUCCGUGAUGGUAAGCGGGUGAUGGAGUGUCUAAAGAAAGCCCUGAAGAUUGCCAACCAGUGCAUGGACCCAUCACUGCAAGUCCAGCUUUUCAUUGAAAUCCUCAACAGAUACGUCUGCUUCUAUGAGAGAGAAAACGAUGCGGUGACUGUCCAGGUAUUAAACCAGCUGAUCCAAAAGAUCAGGGAAGAUCUUCCCAAUCUGGAGGCAAGUGAGGAAACGGAGCAGAUCAACAAACACUUCCACAAUACACUGGAGCAUCUUCGCCUGCAGAGAGAAUCCCCUGAGUCUGAGGGCCCUGCCUAUGAGGGCCUGGUCCUUUAAAACUAUUGCAGGUUGGAAGGAUGGAGAGUCCAUCCAUAAAUGUGUCACUAUAUCAUGAAUAUAAAACUGCACACACUCAAAAGGAAACACAAAGGCGAGGAAUAAAAAUAAACAUCAAGAAAUGCUAAAAGAACUCAGUCCUUCUGUUUUUUGAUCAUAAUUAUUAUUAUUCAUUUUUCAGGAUAAUUUCCUCCUCAGUGUCCCUCAAUGGCAGAACUACUUUCUGUAACAGGUUGGAGAUGUUACACUUUAAGAAAUGUGUGUCAGCAACAGUGUACUUAGCUUCAGUUUGCACUUGUGGCACAUCUUAGGCAUCAUUCCUUUAUGAAUUCAUACUUGACCAAUUUAUCUUUAACCUUCAUCUCUUUAUUGUCAAUAGUAGACUUACUAGCUGUGAUAAGUGUAUACACUGAGUCAACAACCCCUCACUUGUUCACAUCUUCCCAAACUGAGAAGUGGGUAUAUUAGCUGAGUGUAUAAAGGCCACAGAAUAUAGUAGUGGUGUUACAGCUGUGAAAUAUAUGAGCUAGUUUCCAAACCUGAAUAAUCAAUAACUCUGCUGUUCUUUAGGAUGGCUUUGUGGCACGUUUUAAAACAGGUUGGGACCAACCAAACCGAAGACCAGACAAAUGGACUUACUUGCAAACAUUGGCCCCCCAGGAAUGAUACAUACAAGUUGCCAUACUGAGUACGUAAUGAUGUACACGUUUGUGUGUAAGAUUAUGGAAUUUUUUGCUGCAGCAUCUGACAGUGUCUGUGGAUCGCUCUUUUUUAGCUAUUGUUGAUUUGUUGAAGGCAGUAUUCACCAAUUUCUCUCCCUUUUUGAAUCUGUGUGUAAACCCACUUGUAAAUCAGAAAGAAAAAAGCAGAUUAAAUAGCAAUUAUCAUUGUCAUUUACUGAAAUAAAAUUGAAAUUAACAAUAAAUAUUUGCAUUUUGUUAAUUUUACACAUGGCAUAUGAAUAUAAUAAAAUCUUAUCAUUAUUAAUA